Messenger RNA from Argentina anserina (silverweed cinquefoil), 678 nucleotides. RefSeq names its product xyloglucan endotransglucosylase/hydrolase protein 4-like. Gene Ontology annotation, molecular function: hydrolase activity, hydrolyzing O-glycosyl compounds. NCBI's taxonomy places the organism in Eukaryota, Viridiplantae, Streptophyta, Magnoliopsida, Rosales, Rosaceae. The transcript has 2 exons. The record is from RefSeq and is a predicted model, not a curated record. Bases 1 to 678 code for a protein of 225 amino acids. Gene Ontology annotation, biological process: carbohydrate metabolic process.
AUGGCAGACCCAGCACUCCAUCCGGAGACUCCCUCCCUCCACAAAACCCAGCCCCUCAAGCAAAUCGAUAUAGACUACACCCCAGACGCCUGCACACACUGCACCGACUCCAACACCAUCACAGUCACCUUUGACCACCGCGGCGGCGCACGGUGGCAUACCCCUACCCGGUUCCUCUUCGGCACCUUCAACGCCCUCAUUCAGUGCCCGUGUGGCAACACCAGCGGCCUCAACUUCAACCUUUAUCUUUCCUCCCUAGAAGGUGACAAGUCUCAGGACGAGAUCGACUUCGAGUUUCUUGGUAAGGACAUGACCAUUGUCCAGACCAACUACUACACCGAAGGGGCUGGAAACAAAAAAGAGAUCCAUAACCUAUGUGGGAUCUCUCCUCUCCAAAAUAACCUAGGGUUCAACUGUUCCAAAGGAUUUCAUGAGUACGUAAUCAAGUGGAGGAAGGAUGUGAUCGAGUGGUUUAUAGAUGGGAGAAUGGUGAGGAGGGUUGAAAGAAAAGAGGGUGAGGGUUUCCCAAACAAGCCUAUGUAUUUGUAUUCGUCGGUUUGGGAUGCUAGCUACAUUGAUAAGGGGAGGUGGACUGGGAAGUACGUUGGGUGCGAUGCGCCUUAUGUUUGUGUUUAUAAGGAUAUUCAUGUCCCUGUUAAGAGUGCUGUGGAGGGUUAA